UAGCGUGUCGGGCAGCAUAGGUGGCGGGCCCAGCGAGCUGGUAGUGUCGCCCAGACUCUCGCCGAGGAGGGUGUAGUGCGCAUUAGCUCCCUGCCAGUGUGGAGGCUGCGCUGCCACCUGGUCCCGACUCCCGAGUCCUGGAGAGGUGAAGUUGUGAGGGUGACUCGUCUUGCGCGGCUUUCCUGAGCCACGCGUGUGGCAGCCACUUGAUAAGCCACUUAGUCGUUUUGGACUUAUCUUACUUAUCACCCAUGACCGUAUGUCUCAUUAGUUAACGUUGCAUCAUUCCCAUGGCCAUGGCUUAGUGGUUGUGUUUCCAGUACUCUGUUGUCUUUGAUGUCGUCAGAGCACGAGGCAGCGAGUCGUUAGUGAUAACAGGGCAUUGCUUUGGACCCCCGCUCGAAAUGAGGCUAAAGCCGUGAGUGGCUGGCCCGACACGAGGCGCCCCAGGGACAUGCCGCCUCCAGCCACUCCUGUGCCUCCACAUUCCCGCCAGUGAACACUUGAUGGAACACAGUUGCAUUCAACCUGACCUCGCAGCCGUCAUGGGCGGCGUCGAGUGAUGGGCGGUGGUGUGGGCGGGUCAGCCAAGUAGCCACCAAGUCGGACGCGGCGGCGGCGCGAGGGCGGCUCCCUGCCCUAAGUGUCGGCUUGCCCGGCACCGCCCACCCAAGGGCCGAGGCGGACAGCUGCCACGCUCCAUUAAGGAGGAGCCGCGGCGGGGGUGGAGCCAUGAGAGCUACCACGCCCACCUUUACGCCCUGACCACGCCCACACGCCCUAAUGACGCCUAUUAGAUUCCUUUCUGGCACCUCCCCAGGGCCGCCUUUAGUAAGUUUGCCCAUCACGCCCAUACCCAUACCCACGCCCUCCCCGUGCAGUUACCGGCACUGCCAUGGGGGAUUCUGGUGACACCGGGGGACAUGCCGGGGGCGGCAGGGGGCCACGGCUCCCCCUGCUGCUCUCGCUGUGCCUCCUGCUGUUUCUGCUACUGCUGCUGCCCGCCUCGACUGCCUGUCCUGCUGCCUGCUCGUGCGAGGCAGUCCGCCAGGGCCGAGGGACGUGGCCGUCCCACUCCCGGACGCCAACACUGUGGCCGUCACCUCCAAGAGUGCGCCAGGGCUUGAGGGACGGGGCCGCCCCACCCCCGGACACCAACACUGUGGCCGUCACCUGCAAGAGUGCGGGCCUGAAGGCGCCUCCUGACCAUCUGGCACUGAACGGCCUCAACUCCACCACCGUCAUUAAGCUAGAUUUGAGCUUCAACAACCUGACGGAGCUUAAACCCCGCGCCCUCACCCCCUUCCCCGCCCUGCAGACUCUGAUCCUCGCCAACAACAGGAUAAAAAAAAUAGCACCUGAAGCGUUUCUCGGCCUUAAUCUUGAAGUCCUACACCUGGAGGAGAACGCCCUCACGUCCUUGGUGGAAGUGGAGUUACCUGCAGGACUUCGUGAACUCUCCCUUGAAAAAAAUCACCUCACCGCUCUGCCUCCCUCCCUCUCCUCCCUCCACAGUCUGCAAACCCUGAAUGUAGCGCGCAACAGGCUGACGGUGCUGAAGGAUGGUGACCUGCGUGGCCUGCACAACCUUCUUAUCCUGUCACUUCACUACAACAAGAUCACUGCUGUAGAGGACCGAGCCUUCGUCAGGAUGAAAAGACUGGAGAUAUUGAACCUUGAGGGAAACGCACUGACGGAGGUCCCGCCCGUAGUCCCUCACUGCACGAAACUCCGCCAACUGCAUCUGGGCCACAACCGCCUGUCCUACUUCGGGGAGAAAGCGCUGGCAGGACUAAGAAAGCUACAAGAGGUGGCGCUGCAUUUCAACCCGCUUCGCUCCAUCCACCAUCGAGCCUUCUCCAACCUGCCCGCCCUCACCAAAUUGAUACUGAAGGAGGUGAAGCAGCUGCAGGAGUUUCCCGACCUGAACGGCACCAACAGCCUUGAAGACCUAAGGAUAGACCGCUCCUCUCUCACUGCCGUGCCUGAGGAUCUGUGUAGCGUGGCGCCAAUACUCCGGAGCCUGAACCUUCAGAGGAACCGCAUUAUGGAGCAGCCUUACCUCAACGGCUGCCGCUACCUCCGUCUCGUAGACCUAAGCUACAACAACAUCAGCUCCCUAAGGCCCGGGGGAUUCGCUGGCCUUUCCUUCCUCCAGGACCUCCUUCUGCAGGGAAACGUCGUCACCACACUCCACAACAGGACGUUCAAAGGCCUCGAGAGACUACAAGUAUUGCAGCUGGAGGGGAACUUAAUCACCAGCAUCCAUCCUGAGGCCUUCAUGCCGCUGCACAACCUAGAGGAUAUCAAUCUUGGCAACAACAGCUUCCCGGAGUUGCCUCACGAGGGGCUAAACAAGGUCAUCUCCAUCAAGGUUCACAACAAUCGUUACCUGCGAGAGUUUCCAGGCCCAGAGAACUUCCCCCUGGUCAGAACCCUCACCCUCUCCUACGCCUACCACUGCUGCCCCUUCCUCAGGUUGCGAGAUACGACAGAGGCCCCGAAGAUUAUCGAGGACGUGGUAUUCAGUGUAGAGGGACUGAACAACCUUGACCCAACCAUCUGGAAUGUCUCGAGCGUCUGGCCUGAUAUCGGUGCAGGAAUGAACAAAAACUUUGCGGCCAUUUGGGCUAACCUGGCUGCUGAAUUCCCUUCAGCCAAUACCGAGAUGGUUGCCACUCCGCUUGACCUGGAAGAGACCACCACCACCGCCUCCUCCUACCCCUCUCUGCCUCGUCACCAGGUCCUCUGCCAGCCCGAGCCAGGCCCCUUCAUGCCGUGCGAGGACCUCUUUGACUGGUGGACGCUACGCUGCGGUGUGUGGAUCGUGUUCCUGCUGGCGCUGCUCGGGAAUGGAACAGUGGUGGUGGUGCUGAUAUUUGCCAGGUCAAAGAUGGAUGUCCCGAGGUUCCUGGUCACCAAUCUUGCCUUCGCGGACUUCUUCAUGGGCCUGUAUCUUGGGUUCCUGGCAGUAGUGGACGCCUCAACCCUCGGGGAGUUCCGCAUGUACGCCAUCCCGUGGCAGACUUCAGCAGGGUGCCAGGUGGCGGGCUUCCUCGGGGUGCUGAGCUGCGAGCUGUCUGUGUACACGCUCACUGUCAUCACCAUGGAGAGGAACUACGCCAUCACGCACGCCAUGCACCUCAACAAGCGGCUCUCGCUGCGCCACGCCGCAUACAUCAUGGUGUUCGGCUGGCUCUUCGCCUCCACGCUCGCCCUGCUGCCCCUCAUCGGCGUCUCGGACUACCGCAAGUUUGCCGUCUGUCUGCCCAUCGAGACGAGAGGCGCAGGGCUGGGCUACGUGGUGUUCCUCAUGUUUAUCAAUGGCGUGGCUUUCCUCAUCUUGAUGGGCUGCUACCUCAAGAUCUACUGCGCCAUCCGUGGUUCCCAAGCCUGGAACAGUAACGACUCGCGCAUCGCCAAGAGAAUGGCGUUGCUCGUUUUCACUGACUUCAUCUGUUGGGCGCCUAUAGCCUUCUUCUCUCUCACUGCCGCUUUUGGCUUACAUUUGAUAUCACUGAAAGAAGCCAAAGUGUUUACUGUAUUUAUCCUUCCGUUUAAUUCUUGUUGUAAUCCCUUUCUAUACGCCCUACUAACCAAACAGUUUAAAAAAGACUGUGUGUUACUCUGUAAAACUAUUGAAGAGUCCAGAGUCACAAGAGGCAUCGGACGUUGCCGCCAUUCUUCAAAUUUUAGUAACCGCCAGACUCCGGCCAACACCAACAGCGCGCUGGACAACUCCACGCGUCAGGAUAACCAGUCUUGUCGAUGCCAAAACAAGACUCAAGAGUCCCAAAAACUCCACCACCGCCUGCGUAUAUCGGCGCUCAAGUAUAUGUUUUGCCACAAGGAUACGGAAGAGAUGAAUUCAGCCAGUGAUUUCAGCUACCAGCCGACGAAGAGUGCAGUGAAGUCUAAACGACAUCCUUCUGUCUCCAGUGAGACCUACAGUUCUUCCUGGUCGGAGACGUGGCGUCGAGGUCAAGCAGUCAUGUCCAUGCGACUUGACCGUCGACUCCACAACUCCUGGUACCUGUCUCGCAAGCCCUCUCAAGAGAGCAACCUCUCCUCCUCUCGCAAUGAUUCUUCUGCAACCACUGCAUCAACAUCCACCUGGCGCAUAUCACGGUCUUCAGUUUCUUCCGAUAUAUCCAGCAGUGGAUCGCGUGGUGUGGGAAAGACAGACGCGGCACCCGUGCUGCGCCUUGGCUCCAUCAGGGACCGCCGAGGAGAGGGCCCGACGCAUAUUCCAGCACGACAAAUCACUCACCAUCAAGCACUGCUGGUGAGGCAGCAGCCUGGCGCAUCCGGCCAACGAUCAGGAACCACCACUUCGGCAGUCCGAAUUAAACCUCGAUUACAGAGACAAAUAGCAGUAGAACGUGAAACCUACAUACCCAGCAAAAAUGGGGGAAAACCCUGUGACAUUCCAUGCCCCUUGCACCCGCGAUCUGACAACCUGUCGUGCGUGUACGAGCAAGACAGUUACGAGGAGGAAGAGCACGAGCAUCAGAAGGACUUCCUGAGCCCUCGCUGCCCGAUGACCGGCCUAACGGUCACAUUCAUCCCUCGCAAGCUGAGCACCAUUUCCUCACAUUCAGUAAGUGUUGUGAAGGAUGCUGACAACGAGGAGUCAACGCCUCCCGUGGGGACCGACAGACACUCGCUUUGUGGUGCGUCACCAACACUCAAGAGCAGCAGUUUGCCACGAGGGGGAAAGUGUGUGAGCUUGACGCUUCUUCCUCAGUCCUCCGUGCAGGCAAGCUCUUACCGCUUUCCCUCAGACGGCCACCUUCCUCGCUCCCCGCGGCACACUGAGUUCCUCUACUUCACCAAGCUCGCCACGCCUGCACUCAUGAUCUCGCACAGCGACCAGAAAGUUUAUUCCCCGGUGAAGUGCGAGGGUGACGGGGAGAGCCACCACUACGGGCAGGCCAUCAUCAGCAUCCACCAGCCUGACGAUGCCCACCAGUCUGAGCAGGAGGAGUGUAUGGAGUCCACCGCGCUCAUGGACGACGAUGGUUGCGACGGCGAUGACGAAGUGUUUGAAGAGGAAAAGGAGACCCAUAAAAGACCCUUGGAGACACACUUCCCUGUUGAGGAGCAGCCGGGGGAAUCGCGCCCGUUGAUAUGAUGACACAUGAUCUGCGGCAGGGACAGGCUGCACCCACGACAGAGAGUGAGAACUCUUCACCCAGCGGUACUGACAGAGUCUUUGCUGCUGAACGCCGGGUCUUGGGUUGUGAUGAUCAGAGUGACCUCCAAACUCUUCAUUUCCGACAGCACGCCAGCUCCUCCCGCUGCUCAUGAGACCGCAGACAACGCCUGCCACCUGGUCCUGUACAAGGAAGUGUUGUUUGGUAAACUUGGACUUGAACUUUGGUCAAGGCAAAGGGAGUCGUCAGUCGAUGACAACGGGACCAGAAUCGUAGACAUCAACAAAAUACUAGUAUUAUUUGUGCGCUACUUGGAGUUCCGUAAAUAGUAACCAACAUUCUCCAGCUCUUUUGUUUCCUUAUCAGUGUAUCAGCCAUUCAGGAGGACGCACAGGCGUCUUAGUGUGUUGUGAGUGUGGCCAGCGUGUCGUGCAGGCCAUUUCUUCAGGUGCAGUAGUUUAUGUGUUUCUUUAGUCCUCCCGGGAAGGAGUGUGGUUCUUUAUGCAUUUUAUCCCUUAGGAACACAUGACAAAGGUGCCAGAGGUCACGAGGACAGCGCUGUUUGUACCACUCGUUCUGUUCUUGUUUCCGUAUCCACCUCCACUAGGAGGCGACAAAGUGAGGUCGAUUCUAGUAUUGAACAUGGUGCUGAAAAUACCAUUAGAGCAACGGUUCCCAGAACAAUACAGUACAAAUAAGUUAUCCGAAAGUUUUUAGCAAAUUUCUCAAGGGUACUUUUUUAUGUUAUGUGGAUGCAGUUGCAGUAACUUCCAGAUUAUUUACCUCUUCCCUAACGAUUUUCCUUUCUUGCACUAACCUAGCGAUCGGACGCAACCGCCUCCUUAACAGAUGUAAAGCGAGCAGUUUCAGUUUCUUACCGGGAGAUGCUUCAGCCAUGCUCCUUCUUUCCACAUGACACGUGGGACUCGAACCCCGGUCCUCCUCUCUCUCUCAGUCUACAGUGGCUGAGGGUUCUGUCCAAGUUCCUUCUCUUAAACCCACUGGAGAGGAAGUCAAGGAUGUGUCGUAGGAUGGAUAGUGAGUUUGAGUUGCCAAUGUUGGAAGGUUCUACGUGAUCCAGUAAGUAAUAGAGCAAAGAUGUGAAAGAUAAGGAACUUCAGAUUACGUCCAAGCCAAAGAUUUUUAUCCUUCGUGCUAACCGUUCAUUUCCUGUUAUUAUUUUUAUGUAUAAAUAACUGUAAUAUUGACUGACUGUGAGUAGCGAUAGAUUAUUUAUACUCUACCUUAUGGUGCUUUUUAUUUACUAAUGUGCUCUAGUGAAGUGAAUAAUUCGUAUAAUCCUUCACUGGGACAUUUUUUUUAAAGCCUUUUAUCGUGAGCUUACGCCACGUCAAGAUUAAAAGUUGGCAACUACAAGAAGUGACGAAAAAAACGACAAACAAAAAAUGCUGCUGCACAUUGACAACAGCCAGUAAAAGUCAAUCCAAUGAUGAAGAGAAAAGGAGUAAAUCCGUGUCGUAGGCUUAACCAUGAAAUAGGCAUACAUGACGCAGGCCUCUUGUAUCUAUUUAGGAUAUUGAUUGUCUCUGUGUUGCACGAGUGUUGCGUGAUACGUGUCAGCGUGUGGCGUGUGUCAGCGAGUGUGCGAGGAGUACACGCCCUGAGAGAAGAGAGAGAGAGAGAGAGAGAGAGAGAGAGAGAGAGAGAGUUUUGUCUCCUAAUCUCCCCACAGAUACAACCGCCUUACAUACAGUGGACGGUAACCUGUGUGUGUGUGUGUGUGUGUGUGUGUGUGUGUGUGUGUGUGUGUGUGUGUGUGUGUGUGUGUGUGUGUGUGGACGGUAACCUGUGUGUGUGUGUGUGUGUGUGUGUGUGUGUGUGUGUGUGUGUGUGUGUGUGUGUGUGUGUGUGUGCGUGCGUGCGUGCGUGCGUGCGUGCGUGCGUGUGUGUGUGUUUAUAUUAUAUACUAUUAUUGUCUAAAACGAUGAGACAAUGAAGAUUAUUAUGGGUUAGUGAGAAAUAGUAAUAUAAACCUAGUGUGACAGGGCCGAGGGAAGGGUGGCUGGGGAUGAUGAACUGCAGAGAGAGUGAGUGAGUGUCGAAGUGAGGAAGAGUGAGGCAAGGCGAGAGGAAGGAAGCAAGAGGCUGGAGGCGGCAGUAUCGGCCCCAUGGGGUCAAACCAUGUCAGGAAUGAAUAAAAAAUAUAAAAAAAAUUCAAUAAAAAUGCGAAGUAUCGCUUCGAGAAUCUUUAUUUUUUACUAAGAGACUAGAGUAGGAGACUCAAUCCUGCAUUUGUGUCCACUUAGAAGAUUAAGACGUUUCAAUAAACUCUUGCAUUGUGUACUAAACUCUCCUGUGUAGAGGUACUUAAUAAAGAAACUGUUUAUUCCUUGGUUCGAGGGUUUCUCUCCUCGAGUGGGAAUCUUUGUGACAAACACUAAGCAUUAUUACUAUUAUGAAGAAGAAACUCAAGGAAUUGUAAUGCCUGUGCAAGGAUAUUAAUUGUAAAUGUACAAACUAUUGGUGUUUGAUCCUUUUAAUGUUAUUCUUAAUGUGGUCAAAUAUAUUAAUCUGAUAAAUCUCUUGUUAA
Molecule: messenger RNA, 7707 nt
Organism: Portunus trituberculatus (swimming crab)
Lineage: Eukaryota; Metazoa; Arthropoda; Malacostraca; Decapoda; Portunidae
Product: leucine-rich repeat-containing G-protein coupled receptor 5-like
Exons: 18
Coding region: 896-5134 (1412 amino acids)
Biological process (GO): G protein-coupled receptor signaling pathway
Cellular component (GO): membrane
Molecular function (GO): protein binding; G protein-coupled receptor activity; protein-hormone receptor activity
Source: RefSeq, a predicted model, not a curated record